This is a messenger RNA of Aspergillus tanneri, 933 nucleotides long. RefSeq lists its product as uncharacterized. The coding region runs from base 1 to 933 and encodes 310 amino acids. NCBI's taxonomy places the organism in Eukaryota, Fungi, Ascomycota, Eurotiomycetes, Eurotiales, Aspergillaceae. The record is from RefSeq and is a predicted model, not a curated record. The transcript is spliced from 2 exons.
AUGGCUGCUCUCACAGAUAGUCCUGCAAGCAUUCAGCUGCCAGAGGAGCUCACUCGGUCUACGCAACAGGACACAUCCCCACCGCGGCGGAGAAUAAAUGACGCUCUGGCUCCAGUUACCACAUUGGAGCAAAGAACUCGAAGAAAACGAGUAAUCACGACCAUCUAUAUUGUUUUUAUCCCAGCUGUGCUGCUAACCACUGUCCUGACUCUCCUGGUGCUGACCAGCACCUCUGUGGAAGAAACCGGGAUCGCAACCAUUAAUUUGAACUGGCAGAAACUUCCAGAGACGGAUCGCCGCGUUAUACUUCACCAUGUUAACCUCUCCCAGAGUAUUAGAGGCGGAAUUGAGACUGCAAUAUUCACCACCCCGUCAGCUAUAGAAACAGCAGCUAAAAAAGUCGAAUUUAAUCAGUCUCUAGACGAUGACCUUUUCCCUUACAGGAUCUCUCUCGGUACCCAAAAGCUAUGCACUAAAAUCCAUAAAAAGCCCAAUGAAUGCCACCAGUUGCCUGUCAACGUUUCGAACAUCCUUCCAAAGUCAAUCCAAACUAAAUUCGAGGACGCUGUUGAAAGCUUCCAGUCCCUUGGAGAACCUGCUUCCUCGCAGGGAGCAAUUACACCUCUUAUAACAAUUGGGCUUGUGCUGGCCUUGACUGCCUUGCUGACGCCAUUAAUAAUUGCACGGUGGCCAUGGCCCUGUUAUCGCCGGGUCAAACAGACUGUGAUGUUAACCGCAAGCUUAGCUUGUCUGGUGUGUUUCUCCGUGUCUGCAGGUAUUAUAUAUGCUCUUCAAUCAGCAUUGCAAACGCGUGUAACUGGCAUAUCAUUUGUCCAGGAUGUUAGUUUAGGGCCCGCUGGACGGCUCAGUCUCGGUGCCACCUGCUGUGCGGUGAUUAUCAUGGGGUGUUCCCUCGCUGUCAAAACUCUUUGA